CAUGCACCAGCGCUACCGGCCCUUGUAAACUCAUCUAUUCCAACUUCCUAAUUUUUAGUUGUUUAGGAAACACACUCCUCUUAUUUGUUCGUCCAGCUGCGAAAAGCAAGUGCAAAAUGUGCGUCCACAGUCAUUAUAAGGAUAUAUGUACAUAUUAAUUGGGUGGAUAGCCCUCUUGAUGCACAAGGCUUUCCGAAGACGGCACGACAAGACGUGGCAGUCCCAGUCCGUGGGCGGGACCAGGGGCAGUCCACAGGCAUCUCCCUUAAGCCGCCGGACAUCCUGAAGAUUACUUUGGACUUUUCGCCGUUGGUCUCCGGGACCACGGGCGGCUUUUUACGGUUCCUCCUUCCCUGUGCACGAUAAUCGCGGAGUGUGGAGAGUGCUGGCCAGCACUGCUACAACGGCAGCAUGCCCCGCAGGGCAGCAACUCCCGACAGCGUUAGUGAAGGCGGGGAUCCGCCGCCCGACGCAACGCUGUCGGCCAUAGAACGAGCAAUUGAGAGCGCAGGGACGCGUGACCAGGGUCUGCUUCGGGCGCUGGUGCAGGCAAGGGAACUAUGUCCUUCCGAUCCUGUAGGCGCUCAGCGACUGCUUGACGACAUACUCAACGCCCAAGUUCUGCUCGGAAUAGGCCGCGGUGUCGUGGAUGGGGAUGAAAGCCCUGAAACACGAGCGGGGCCUUUAGGUCGCGACGGUGUGGAGGUGUCAACAUCCUCGGACCGAACAGUCAGCAACUGUAGUGAUGGCGGCGGCAUCGGUGAGGCUGCGUUGAUUUUGUAUGGCAACGAUUAUAUGGCAGGAGGGACCUUGGAAGAGCGGUGGUCAUCAGCGCCCCCAACCGUCGUGCUACCGUCCGGCACCGAGCUAUACAGCUGGCAGGCCGUGCUGUGUGACCUUCUAUCCUCCAGCAAAAAAGACCUGUACAGCUUUCGGGAGAAGCUCGCCUUUGCGGUGCAGCUAUUACAGCUGAACCCCGUCGCGCGAUGCACCAUUGUGCCGUUGGAACUUCAGCGAGUGCUAGACACCAGUGACAGUGCAGCCCAGCUGCAGGGCGACCUCCGAAACUUCAUCCUUGAGUUUUCGAAGUCCUCUGAGCCGCUUUUCCGCGUCUGCAUCGAUUGCUCCGCGCGGCGGCUGGUGCGGCGCAGUCCUGUACCGCCAGCCAACCGCUUUUCGUGCGGCCACUCCUGCUGUGUGUUUCCCGUCCGAUCAUGCAAACCUGGAGGUUGGGAUGAGUUUGAUGACUGGAAGAAACUGUUUCCGCUGCCGCUUCUGGACAUUGCUGCGUUGGGAGCGCAGUCGAGGUGGCUGCGGCGACCCGAAAAGCUUGCGAAGGAUGAGGCGCCCAUGCUGGCCCGCCGUGACGACCCGUCGCCCCACGGCCUUGCGUCCGCCGCCCCGGCGUUUGGCGGCAGUGCAACUGAUCCGGACGAAUUUCCGUUUGGCGGGCGCGCUGGGACGGUGUUUGCCAAACGCGUUCUGCCUUCGGAGCGUCGUCAGCAGCAGCACUUGCGGCGCGGUGCGCAACAAUUCGCCCCUACCCUUGACAUGGAGGAGGAGGACGAUGGUGAUUACACGGGACCUCCACCCAAAGCGGCACGCCGCAUUAACGGCGCAGGUUCCACAACCCUCCCUACGGCGCCUGCUCCUGCGCCCAUGGAUGCCGACGAGGAUGAGGAACCGCUGGACGGCCCUCCCAGCCUCGCGCCUUGGCUGGCUGCAGCCGGCGCUGUGGCGGCAGCGGCGGCGGGCACCGGGUCGCAAGCGCAGCAGGCGCUGCCAGACAACCUGCCUAUCCUGGAUGCGGAUGGAGUCCUCCAACUGGGCAUGGUCGUUUCCCCUGGUGACAGAGCACAGCAUGGACACGGACAUGGAGGGCAUGGAAAGGGGUACGGGCAUGCGGCCGGGAAGACGCUUCCCGUGGUGCUGUCGGAAGGAGGGCGACUGCGUUUGGUGUCCCGUGCCAACGGCUUGGGGCUAGCGUCCCCACCUGGUGGUGGUAGUGAUGCAGCGGCAACGCAACCGCAGCUGUCACAACAGCAGCAGGAGCUGAUCGUGAUGGCAGCAGUCGCUGCCGCUCAGCAGCAGCUGCAGCAGCAGAACAGCAGCAAGCAACAGCCCCGUGAGUACGACAAUUACAGUUUCCGGAUCCAGGACCAAAAUCAGCCGUCGGAGCCUGAGCUUGGGAUGCGAAACUCGCACAGGAGCAUGAGCAUGGCCGACUCCGGCCAGGGGGUUAGCGGUGGACGCGGCGGCAACCGCGGCAGUGGACGUGGGCGAAACGACAGCAUGCAGGAUGCUGCAGCUGCCGCGGGUAAUCACGCUGCUACUGCUGCUGCUGCCCAAGCUUUGGCGCGGUUUGACCGCAGCAUGCAGCCUCCGCCGGACCGGGAUGUGGGUGAAUCACGCUUACCGACCCGGGGGUCCAUCACCAGCAGGGACGAAGCCGCGGGGCAUAUGGCCGCCGGCAGAGGGCGCGGUGCCGGCGGUGGCAGCAGCAUCGGGGACCCCUCGCCGUCUCUCAGACUCGGUCUCGCCGCUGGCGGCGGUGGUGGCGACAGCGUUAGCGGUGGCAGGUCUGUCCAUAGGGACCUAGGUGACGCGGCAGAUGCUCCGUCCCUUAACACCCGCCUAAGUACGGAUUCAGGCACAACACAAGUCUUUCCGCUGCUGCCGUUUGGGCGAGCGCAAGCAGCCGCGUCACUGCAUGGGCCUGGCAGAGGCCCCAAGGGCACCUCCCGUGAUGGGCCUCAGUUGUCGGAGGUAAGCGGUGGCAUCAGCGUAGGCGCCGGAGGCAGCAGGUUGCGUGGUACGGCAGCGGCUGCAGCGGCUUCGGCCGGCCUGCCGCCGCAGAUGGAUCAGGUGCUUCGUCCGCCGGCUGAAGUGCAGCAGCAUCUACGGCUGUUGGCGUUGCAGCAGCAGCUAUUGAUGCAGCAGGAGCAGCAGCAGCAACCAGGAGGGGCAGGGGGCUCUUCCGGGCGGCCGCAGCGGCAGCCACGUAUGGUGCGGUUGUCUAACGGCCAGCUGGCAGCGCACCUGGGGCCCGCAGAGGUGGAUGACGUUAUGGCGGAUGCAGGGCCGGAGACUCGGCCAGGGGUAUAUCGACCCGUCGCAGUUACCCGCAAUGCUGUUACCCGGAAUGCGUUGGGGCUCAAUGAGGUGCACGAGCUUAUCAUCCUUCCGAACGGGCGGAAAGCGCUGAUGCUGCCGGAACGAGCUCCGACGGAAGUCGAGGUCGAAGUGCCGGUGCAGCGUGUGGGUAUAGCUGGUGGCGGGAAGGCGCUACAACACCUUCAUGAUGAGGGCGGAGAUCUGCCGUACAGCGAUGGCACUGGGGCGCGGGAUGUGCUCCCUGUUGCCAUGGGGCCUGCGCGGCUUGAGAGCGGGUUGAGGGAGACGAAGAGCGGUUCAGGCGGCUGGGCGUUGCAGCUUGGGACAGAGACACAGAAGCGGCAGCUCAGUAGCCGUCAGCAGCAGCAGCUCAACCAAGGUGCAGUACGAGGCUCAAGCGAGCGCUUCCCUACCGCUGCCAAGCAAUACGGGGACCUUUUGUUGCAGGAACAGAUGGAUUUGGAUCAGCCGCAGCAUGCUGCCAAGCAGUACGAGGACCUUUUGUUGCAAGAACAGAUGAAUUUGGAUCAGCCGCAGCAUGCUUUUGAGGAGCCGGAGCCGCCGCAACAGCUAAGACAACACCGCAUUGGCAGCGCAAAGACGGCCGUGGCGACAGCGGCUGGUGAGGUGCUGGAGCUUCAAUCGCGCCCCAUGUUCGAGGGUGGUGCCAGCGCUUUUGCAGUACAGCAGCUGCAACAACGCAGGCAAAUGCCAUCCGCCUCUGCCCCCACCAUUGCUGCCGCAUCUGUUGCCAUGGGCGCUAGAGCUGGCAAGGCAAAAGCGAUGUCGGCUUCCGUCGUCCCAGCGGGAUCCACAGCCACAAGCUCCCUCGCUACUGCGCCUGUGAAGAUGGGUUCUCCGGGCGGCACCUUACAGUCCUUGCCCGUUUCAGCGGCAGCCGUUGCCACCGCCGCCGCUGCUGGCGGCGGCGGCGGCACCGGCUCAGUCAUCAGCGUCAUGCGAACCACUGACGGCCGUGUAUUCCUGGUAGAACCCAUUCAAAGCGUCGACAUGGACGGUCCCCCUCUGGCGGCGUACUCGGGUGGGCCGCCGGAGCCCGCGACUUCCCUCGUUACAACCAUGGCACACUCACCUCCCCCAUCAUCUCGUCGCCGACAGGCUCCCACAGCCUCAGACAGCGCUAUCAGCGGGCCCUCCGCAGGCACGGCAGGCGCAUCGCUCGGCACCGCAAGGGCUGCCGCUGCUGCUGCAGCAACCACGGCUGCUGCAGCUCCUGGCCCCUGCUCCGCUACAACGACAACGACUACCUCCGGCGCUCGGGUAGGCGGCGCAGUCAUAGGGUUGGUGCCCGUUACCGCUGCCGGCGGCAGCCAAGGCAUCCGAAGACUGCUCUUGCAGCCCAUUGGCGCAUCGGCCAAGGAUCUCAACCUAGACACCAGGGAGCUGCCGCGGGUGCAGACCGGCACCGUCGUGGCUCUGCAAGCGCCCGGGAACGGGGCUGUCGUGGGAAUGACCCGUGGGUCAUCGUAUGCCAGCCUACAUGACGUGUUGGACACGGUCUCCUCCCAGCCGCUGCAGAAGGGUGGCGACGCAGCGGCCGCGCGUGGCUCGUCAGCCCAGCAAGAUUCGGCAUUGCUGCUGCGUCCGCAAUCAUUGGGAACGGCUGUGGCAGACGGGGGGUUUCCGCAUGGUGUCGUGGGCCCACAGCAGCAACAGCAGGCGCAGGCCCUUCAGGCUGCUGUCUCGGCCAAGCAGGAGGCCGGCGGGAGCAGUCCCGGACGGGCAGAUCCUCAACAGGGCGGCAGCCAUGGGACUGCAGUGGCGGCAGCACUAGGCGGCGGCGCUAGCGCUAGGCCCGGCCUUGCAGCAGCGGCACUCUCCCUUCCGCCACCUUUGUCGAGUGAGGAGCUUGAGGCCGCGGCGCCAAACGCCUGGGAAUCGUACUUGCAGGCGGUCCUGAUGCUUGCAGCAUCUCCAUUUCCCGCGAACUUGCCAGGAGCUUGCAUGCCGCGUGCCCCCGGGUUUGGUGACAAGCCGGACUUCCUACGGAGCAUCCCCACCCAGGAGCAGUUGAAGCCCGAGGCUUGUGAUGUGCCUUGGUCGUCGCGCCUGGUAUUGCGUGGCAGCGACAGCAGGGCUGGAGGCAGCAGCGGAGGCCGGCCCAGCACCGUCUGCGGGGUUCCCAUGCAGCAGUUGUCCCCAGGGGAGCACAUGGAAAUCGUGCGCAUAUGCGGAGAGGUACCGAAGGAUUUGUUACGGCUCCUGCCGCCGGUGCUGGUGGUAUCGGACAUGCGGCUCAGGAAGGAUAUCGCCGUCGCUAAUCCAAGGAGCAAGCCGCUCAUGAUCUGGCUAUCGCCGGACUCCACAGCACAGCAGCGAGAGGCGGUGGACCGGCUCUCGCUCAUCAGGGUCGGCUUUGUCGUACAGUUGGACGAGCAUCAUGACUUCGUGCUCAGCCCACAGGAGAUCCGGGGAGAGAUUGUGUUGGUAAGCGUUGUCCUGCAGCGGGGCGCGCCCAAUGCCGAAAAGGCCGCAGGAGUGGCGCCCGUCGCGCCCAACACUGCUGCUGUUGCUUCUGCCGCUGCGUCAUAUGGUAGGUGGGACUCCGAUGCAGCAGCAGCAGCCGGAGCAGCCCUUGGAGCGCCCAUGGGGCACCCCAGGCCUGCAAUGGAAAGGACGGAGCCUUCCAAUUAGUCGCAUCCCGGUGAUAAGGGGCUGCUGCGGCAGAGCGAAGCUUUCUGUCCGCAUGCUGGGCCCAGCAAAGCAGCAGGGUCGCUUUUGUAGCUCGAAACGGCAGCAACGUUACAGAAGGAAACCUGACACCUUGUAGUUGGAAAGCAGAAGCGCGAUUGGUGGCAAAUCGUUACCGGUGACAACGGCGCGUGCCUUUGCAAAGGUCGACAUCGGUCAGGUCCUACAAAAGCUGUGCAGGGCUUGAGGGACCGUUGGAGGCUUGCAUUACGGAAAGCUACCGUGCUCAGUCGUCACAUGUUCGUCCCGGCAAGACCCCUAAGCGCCAGAAAACGCCCGAGCGGCAGAAAUUGGGUAAAUAGGGGGGCGAGAGCGGUUCUUGGGUCCUUGGUCCGUGGUGUAAGGUGACAAAAGCAUGUGCUUGUCGUACUGAGAUUAGAGUGCAUGCGUACAACAAGAGGGGGAAACGCUGAUGUACGGUGUUCGUGACGAGGAUUGACCUUAAACCGGAUGCUUAUGUGCCUACGGUUGAUGCACAAGUGGGCAAGCAUGCCCCAUACGCAGGCCCGAGAAUGUUAGGAGAUACCGGACAUUGCUUAACCGUAUUGAGAGCCAGGAGGCUUCACUCUUUCUGGACGAGGGCAGAUGUUCGUUGUGUCUUUUCUUUAUUCAUGCGCAGCGCUCGUCGAUGGGCGCUCCGCCUGUGACACAUCCCAAGGGCAGAAAGAAGAUAAUACCGGUUAUUUCGACAUUGGACUGUUGUUCCCAGAUGGGGGCUCAUAACCUUUAAUGGUGCGUUGCAACGACCAGGCAAAUGUCAGCGUCGCCUGAAGCUGUUAACAACGACGGCUUUUGUGGCUGGUAUGGUUGUGGCCUUACCGUGUGGUCUGGCUCACGCCGCUGUGUUGUGCUUGUGUGUUGUCAUCCAUGCGUGCUGCGAGGUGUAUAGCUCACGCUUGAAGGGUUGUUUCUAGCGUUUUUUCUUUCCCUGCUAUAGUUUGGGCCUGGCAUGCUGUUUUCGCCAUUCUAACCGCUUCCCUGGUGGUUUGGGUUGACCAUGAGAUUUCCAUGCACCGGUGUGCAGCCCACUUAUGCUCAAAAACUACGUCCAUGCCCCACCAUCAAUUGCAUAUCCAUUUUCACCUCUUAUUACCUCACUUGCAUCAGUGGAGCCUGUGCUCCUGCCAUGUACUGCUUUUCAAGGUUAAAUUCCAUGGUACUUGGGUUGUUCACCACAGUUGGAUGCGCGCAGUGCCGAGCACAGGGAUUGCUUCCUGGUGCGUUCGAUGUAUUGCAACAGUUUUCACUCAGACUAUGCUUUGCGGUGCGACUGUGACAUGAUGUCGGCGUGCAUGGGCCUUCUUGACAAUGUCGCGAAUCACGACAGCCUGGGCAGGAAUGGGGCUUACGUCCCCUUGCAGGUCCUAGCGAGGCUAACCAUGCUCUUUUGUUCGCCACGUUUAGCCCUCUUGAGAGUGGCAUUGUGAUGAGUUUGUUAGGAACUAGAUCGUCUCCGUUUGCUUGGCUCUUAACCGAGUUGUCAGUGGAUGAUUCGUGCUUGGACAUUGCCCAAGCAAGGAUGUGAUGGAGGUGUGGACGUGUUACGAAGCAAGGGGAAUCGUACGCCAGUACAGCGUAACGGAGUACUUAGGAGUAGGGUUGCGGCUUCUUGGCGCAUGGUCCUGGCGUCCAAAGCUACUUUGUUGGCACAGUUAUCUUGGAAAUGUUGAGUCUAGGUGAGGCAUCCUUGGUGGUUUCGAUCUUAGGCAGUGGCCUCUCUCGCGGUUGUGCGGUCCCAUCCCAUGAUUACUUUUGCCGCAGGCACAUGUUUCGCUGUUUGCAUGCUCAAAGAGCCGAGCAUGUUGUCUGCGUUGUUUUUUGUGUGGCACAAUACCCAUGGGUAGUCCCAUGGGUCACAUGUUGUUGCCCUGUCGUGGCUCUGGAUGGUACGCAUGUGGUUGCUUUGGAAGAUAGCGCAUGGUCAUGACCCCUAGCAUGGGUAGCAUGCGUGUGCAAAAACAUUUGUUUAUAAACGCUCGCAUACCUAAGCCUUAAGUGGUAAUGGAUGGCGAUAAAAGCGCGCUUGUUUCUGUAUCAAGCGGCGUUUGUGUGUCAGCGUGUUUGUGUUGCAGGUUAGGCUUUAAAGUGUUGGGACCCGUGGCAAUGUGAAGGAACUGGGUUAGGGUGCCUGACAGCAGGCAGGCAGGCAGUUCUGCUGUCUCUCCCGAGCGGUGGUGGUGGCGGUGUGCAUUGUUGGCUCUGUCUAUGGUCGUAUUGGGCCAGACUUGCUGGACCUAUGCGGCUGGGGGGCAAGGCUUGAGGCGCAUGGGUGCCCGCGGCUGACGCUUUGGGUACCCCAGGGCUGGCGCUUGCAGCACACAUGAGGGGCGCAAUGGAGCUUGUGUAAAGGGUGGGUGUAGAUGUGGAUGGCGACAGGGUGGUGGCUUGAUACUUCAGUUCUUGUGGGUUUUGAAUCAUGUUGCGUCGUUUGCUGGGGUUUGAAGCAUGGUGCGGACACUGCGUGACUUCGUGUGAGUGGAUGGAUGCAUGCGCUUCGUUGUGUGCACGAAUAUGAAGACAAUGUGAGGAGUGCUGCGUACCUUGCUCCAAGCUGCGCGUGGUAUAGCUGUGUUGCAUGUGUAUGAUGACACCUUCCAUUCCACGGUACUGUCUCUGGCAUGCGCCCACCUCAAAUACUUCACUGCGCUUCCCGUCAGUGAAGGAGAAUUCGCGUUGAACUCUUCUCGCAUGUUGCAUGUUUCCUUUAAUUUAGGAAGGGCGUUAUGAGUGCAAAGGUGUUGCGCCUUUAUACUGCGACAGGAAGGCAACUGCGACAAAGUUCGGCUCUGCUCCCAAUGCAAUGAGAUAACUGUACAAAAAUUUCAAUACAGCUUUAGUUGUGCUGGGGGCCGGAGGGACGAACUGGUGGCUUGGCCGAUUGGGUGAGUUCCUGUUUGUUAUGGAGGCUUGAAAGCCCCUUGAAAGUGAUGUGUAGGGUUGGUUAUUCUUUGCCAGAGUGCAUCCACUAGCAUUGCCUGCCCUGAAACCUGCGCACGCGUGGCAAAUCGCAGUAAGGCAGACCCGUGGGUCAUCACCAACAUGAAUUGUCUUAGGCGCGGCAUGGGGAUGCUGCUGGUAUGUGUUUAUAAGCCUGAGGCUGCCUGGGAGUCCGCUUGACGAGUGGAUUGGUUGGCUACAGGGAAGACACCCUGAGGAAGUCCUCGUGUCAUUUGGCAUACGGAGCAAUCAGCGUGCCGUGUCUGCAUAGUUUCUUGUACCUCGCUGGUAAACCUUUGUUGAGGUUGUUAAGUGCGCUCAUCACCGUGUGCUGCACGACCUGGAGAGACAUGACUCAUGUGUCUUUGCGGUACACCUGACGAGCUCAUUGACUUGCAGUCCGCGCAGACCUGCUUUUUCGGCGGUUUCUCGCACCCAUGGUUCGAACGGCAAAGUCAUUGAGUCGUUAAUUUGUGUUGGUGUUGUGUCAUGUCGGUGAUGAUUAUGGUUGGGCUAAUGAAUGGAUCAUGCAUGAGGAAGUUGGAAGUAAAGCAAUGUAAGUUCAGUACAGGCGUCGA
Astrephomene gubernaculifera is the source of this 9341-nucleotide messenger RNA. NCBI's taxonomy places the organism in Eukaryota, Viridiplantae, Chlorophyta, Chlorophyceae, Chlamydomonadales, Astrephomenaceae. The record is from the annotation of a GenBank genome assembly.